AUGGCGGACGGUAGACGGGGACAACACCAAGCUAUUUGUAAAGGCCAGAAAUUACCUGUUUUUAUCGAAGAGGCCAUCGAGGAUGUUCUCAUUGUAUGCUUGGAGGCUGGAGCCAAAAAAUACCGAGGAGUUUUAGUGGAUUCCGAUAAAAGAAAUUUGCCUCAUGGUGUGUGUUUCCCGUUCAAAAAUGACUCAAAAGACGACUCCUCCGAUAACAAAAGUGAUAUUAAUAGUGUUGAUGGUGUAGUCAAAAGCGGGGAACAGAACGUUCAGUUAUCGGCAGCAGCACUUCGCCACACAUACAAUCAAGAUUUUUCACAAUUUGGCGAAAAGGUGGUGGCACUGACCAAACGGACAUAUACAAGACACUUUAAAGACAAGACUGUGCGCAGUAUACGUCUUCGACCACGUCAAACUUUGUGUUCUAAAUGCAAAUCAGCAUGCCACGACAAUGCAGACCCAACAAGUUCUUCCAUUUCAAAGACUCCCUUUUCGUCUCUCAACAACUCUUCUUCUUCAUAUUCUUCUUCAUCUUCAAAUUCCCUUCCAUCCCGAAUUUCUCAUCCAGUCCCAACACCUCCACCACCCCCUCCUCCACCACCGUUUCCUUCCCCAACCACCUUACCCUUGACCACACGCAACAAUCUGAACACACGGAACCAUUCUUUGAUCCACAAUACACGCAGUAGGUCUCCACCGGUUACACGAAAUCGGCAGCAACAACAGCAACUGCAGCAGCAAGUACCCCCGUCUUCCUCUGUGGUCAAUCGUUACUGUCAACCUCCUCCAUCUCCAAAGACCCCUCGUUAUGAACACCCGCCGCCUUCUCCUAAAACAUCUCGAUACAAUCAGCCACCUCCAUCUCCAAAGCCUGCAAGGUAUAAUCACCCCCCUCCUUCACCAAAACAGCACACACAUGGUGGUAACCAGCCACCCCCUUCGCCAAGGGCUACACGUUACAACCAACCUCCUCCUUCACCAAGGUCCCCCUAUUACAAUCAGCCACCUCCUUCACCAAAGAACCCCAGAUAUAACCAACCACCUCCUUCUCCAAAACCAUCGCGCUAUAACCAACCGCCGCCAUCUCCCAAGCCCCUUCGAUAUAACCAGCCACCACCAUCUCCAAAACCACCACACUACAACCAACCUCCAAUGUCCCCACGUGGUAAUUCACGCUAUAGUCUACCUCCCCCUUCAUCUCCCAAGCCGCCACGUUUCAACCAGCCUCCUCCUUCUCCAAAACCACCCCGUUUCAACCAACCCCCACCUUCACCAAGACAUCUGAGUUCCCCUAUCACCCUUCCAUUACCCCAACCCCAGGUGCAGCUUGAACCCUUAAAACUUGGGGAACAUCCAGAAACUCGAAGUGAGUCUCGAAAAAGGAAAGGUUCUGUAACAGAGGAGUAUGUGCCUACUACUAAUGACAAUAAAACCAAUAUCAGUCUCAAAUCUGAAGGACUGACUGUUGUAAAAUCUAGUCCAAUAAUAAAAAUAUCAGUUGGUGAGGGAACAGUGCUAAAAAUUCCACCUCGCCUCCACUCUGAAGUGGUGGACACUGAUCAAUCAUCAGAUGAGAAACUUGAAAACAAGGAUUAUACAACCCACAAGAGACUGAAAAAGGCUUUAAAGAAAGCUAAAGAAAAGCUGAAACGGGUAGACUCAGAAAAUGGUGAUAAAAUUUCCUCAGGCCACCACCGCAAACAUAAGCGCAAACACAAACAUAAACAUGCAUGCGCUGACAUUGAUCGGAAUUUACCAGCAUUGGCUGUAGAAAAGGCAAAUAAAGAGGAGAAUGACUCUGAAACAGAUGCCGCUGAUCCAGAGAUGAAUGAUCACCAGCGACCUCGGUUGCUUUACACCUGGCGACGCAACAGUGGCCUAUCACGGGUAGAAUCAGAAACUUCAGGUAACAAUGCACUAUCGGCAGGGGAUUUAAAAAAUGAUGAAAAGUCUCCACAAAACCCACUGCUUGAUAAUUCACUGGAGACAAAGUCGGACUCAUCAGGGGAGUCAACAGAUGGCUUCAAUACGAACUCUGCCAAUGGAGUCUCUGACUCGGACUCUGAAUAUGGGGAGGAUUAUGCUGAAAAAGAGUUUCCUGGCAGCCGUUCUCCUGCAGCCGACUCUCUGAAGCCACUGAUGAUGAAAAUUCAGACCAAGACGGUAACAAAAGUGGAAACCUCUGAAGGACGUAUCAUUCAUGUUGGGGACAUUGUAUGGGGCAAAAUCCAAGGAUUCCCUUGGUGGCCUGGUCGAGUGCUCUCUAUCACUGUCAGUACACGCGACAAUGGAGUUGUGAUAGCACAGCUGGCUCAUGUGUCGUGGUUUGGCUCAUCCACCAUGUCACAUAUGCAGUGUGUUGAUUUGUAUCCAUUUUUAGAAGACUUCAAACUCCGCUACAACAAAAAGAAGCGGGGUCCAUACAAAGUGGCCAUCAAGCAGGCAACUGUGGCUGCCAAGAGUUUCCUAGGGACUUCCAAUAUUAAAGUGGAAGAUAUUGAAUUGUGA
Messenger RNA from Acanthosepion pharaonis, 2508 nucleotides. The record is from the annotation of a GenBank genome assembly. NCBI's taxonomy places the organism in Eukaryota, Metazoa, Mollusca, Cephalopoda, Sepiida, Sepiidae.